AAUUUUAUAUUCUUAACAAAUGCGGUUUGGUCUUUAUUGGCGACAAGACGAUUAGGUCAAAACGAUGCCCCUAGCCCUAGCUACGCUCCUCCUAGCCUUUCAUGCAUUGACUAUUUGAAUUUGAAGUUCUUACUCUAUUCUCCCUUCAUUGCAAUAGAUAGGCUUUAAUUUGGGUCUAAUAUAACCCUUAUUAGAUUUAAAACAUUAGCCUAUAUUAAAAAAUUAUAAAUAUAGUAAAAUCUAUUAAAAUUUAUUUAUGAUAUAUCAAACAAGAAUUUAUCAACAAAAUAUAUUAAUUAAUUUACAAUUUUUUUAAGAUAUUGUUUUAUAUAUGUUACGUUAUCAAUUAUUACCCUAAGUAUGACGUGUCAUUUUCUUCACAACCAUUCCAUUUUAAGUCCUAUUAUUUUCAGAAAGAUUAACAUAAAAAAGAAAGGGAAAAGUAAAUAAUAGUUUAAAAAAAUUGGUCUCCAAUAUUGUAUGAAAGUAACAAUUUAGUCUCUGAACUUUUAGUAUGCAACAAUUUAGUUAUCUGUAACCAUCUUUAAUUUGUGUGUAGUUAGUUCACAAUAUUUCAUUAGUGUGUAAAUGAUUUUUAAAACGUUCAAUUAUGUAUGUCGUAGUGAGUUAAUUGUCUCAAAUGAUUGACAUGUUCUGUCGAUAUGUCAAGGACUUACUUUUUAUUGAUGGACGAUUGAUUUUUAAGCUGGAACCGUAUGUUGUUCUACCUCUUUGAUAUGGUAGAUUUCAUCCUCAUCUCCAUAUAAUUGUCGUAUGAUAUAUUUAUAAAUCCAUUACAAUAUUUUUAAAUUUCAAUUGACUUUCGUUCACUAUUUUUUUCUUUUUUAAGAGAUAAAAAUUUCAAAUUUUCAAAAUUUCAAAAAUGAAAAUAUAUACAUUGAGAAAAUUCUGUUUUAAAUGUAUCUUGGGCACAAAACAAAACCAAGUGUAUAACUUGCAUUCAAGGAAAGCAGAUGUCGCUUUAUUCCAACCUUCCUUUCGAAGACAGAAAAGAAAUGAGCGGCAGAAACAGAAUAGUUUCUGAAUUUUAUCCCCUUUUUUUUCUAUUACAAAACCACCGGAAAUGAUAAAUCUCCUCAUCUUUUGCUGCCUACGGCUGACAUCUCAAUCUUCAUUUGCGAGGUCCGUGAUCGGCGCCGCCGUCUAGCAUGGGACAGGCAAUGGGGAUAUUUGGAGGAAAAGGAUGGAGGAAAAAUCAAUUGAAGAAGAUAACAGACAGAAUAUUUGAUAAGAUUAGUGGAGGUGGUGAUACGAUGCCGUAUAAAGCUCUGCAAGAAGCUACGUUACUUGUCUACAAUGAUAUUAAUAAGCGUUGGCACGGCCCUCAUUUUAAUCCUCCCACGUUGGAACCAUUCGAUAAAGUCGUAAAGGAUUAUAUUGAGAAAGUCAUAAAGGAUAGCGAUAAGAACAAGGACCAAGUAAUUAACCGUGAAGAAUUUUUGGAGUUCAUACUACACUUGACAACCGACGCGUACGUAACGGUGAGGGAAAGAGUGCCGAUCCUUACUUUGGUUGUUGCACCAACGGCUGCAAUAGUCACAAAGAAAAGUACUGAAGGCAUUCCGGGCGUUGGAAAACUUGUGCAAAAGCUGCCCACUUCAGCAUAUGCUUUACUCGUCACUGUUGUUGCUGUCACCUUUCAAAACUCUAAACAACGACUUCUUAAAUGAUUAAAUUCACACUCUAUUUCAUUCGUUAUGUUCCAUUUGUGUAUAUAUAUAUAUAUAUAUAUAUAUGUUCCUUUGCUAUUUACAUAUACAUUCGUGAUUGUAAACUUAUAGUAAUAACAGUCCAACGAUUUGAAUUUUUAAUUACUAUUUGAGAGAAACCUUGUUUGUUAUUUUGUUUA
Cucumis melo (muskmelon) is the source of this 1870-nucleotide messenger RNA. RefSeq lists its product as uncharacterized. Gene Ontology annotation, molecular function: calcium ion binding. Bases 1170 to 1691 code for a protein of 173 amino acids. The record is from RefSeq and is a predicted model, not a curated record. The transcript is spliced from 4 exons. Lineage: Eukaryota; Viridiplantae; Streptophyta; Magnoliopsida; Cucurbitales; Cucurbitaceae.